GUGGGUAGAUACUGUGGUGAGGAACUUUCUGGACGAGAUAUCAAUGUGGGUGGAAACGAAGUGGUCAUUAAGUUUCACUCAGGAAAAAAAGGAUUUCUGUUGGUUUUUACCCCUGUCCAACCUUGUAAGUUUAAGAGAAACUUUCUUACCCCUUUGGCAACCUUAUGCUUCGUUACAUAUGAAGAGAAAAUGACCAAAGUGGUCGUCAAAGGGUUAAAGAUAUACUGCACCUGACAUUAGUAACGAUUCAGGUUAGGAUAUGAGCAGUGCUACAACCCUGGAUAAAACUGUUGAGACAGUUCCAUCUAUUUUCUAACUUUUGCGCCAUGCCACCAUUUCCUCUGAAGAGAAAAAGGUAAGGCCCCUCCCCACCUCCCAUUCAAAGUUGUUUUUGUCUAAAACCCAACGUGUAGAAUUCUCAUGUUAUCCUAAAGAACAUUCAAUAAGGAGAAGGUGGAAAACGGGCAUUCAUUUGGCGACGGUUUCCAAGUUUUCCAUGAUGACAGAAAAAAGUAGGUAUUUUUGCGAUUCGUGCGAUGUGUCUCAACUGGUUUUGUCCGUUUGCUUAAUUAAGCAUUGCUAAAACGUAUGGCACUUAAACGGCAGAGAAUGCUAAAUGCUGAUAAUUUCGCCUUUGCUUGUACCUUACAUCUUCAUAAAGUUCUUCGACAAAAUUAAUCAGAAUCUACCACAUUGUCUGUUAACUACUAAGAUUAAGAUUGCAAUUUACAUUUGGGUUCGUUAACCUGGGUCUCAGUAUGGUAAUGCCAACGUUUCUGUAUUGUUGGAGAACAAUGAAGUAUGCCUUCCAUUUUAAGUUACGCGGAUCGUUACUUGAUUAUUGCUGUGAUAAAUAAAGAAGUCGGGGACUCAGACUUUUCCUUUGUCCCGUGCUAGUGAGAUGUUGAUUACAUCAUUUCUCAUUGAAUAUUGUUAAACUCAUUUUUAUUCCAUUUUUUUUUUUUCACCAGCUCCCCCCAACAUAACUAUGCCAAUUCCAGGGAGAGCUGUUCGUACACUUGCAGGUCGCUUGACGACUGUGUGUGAAGCCACAGGAACCUCUCCAGUAUACGUGGCAUUGAUGUGGAAUUCUAUAGUUCUGGUCAAUGAAACUAACAACGCAGUAACCCGAUUGUAUUUGGAGGGAAACUACCACUGCAUAGCCACUAACAAUUAUGGAACAGACACAAGAGUUAUUCCCGUCUUUUUAAUAAGUAAGGGGAAAUUGUCGGCUCCUUCAUAUCUAGAAUAAUUAAGUCCGUCAGACUUCUACAAUUUGUCGAUUUGUUUACUAAUCAGAACCUAAAAGGCACCAGGUCUAAACCAGCUUAAAAACCAGCAUUACACUGGUAUAACAGUGACGUUUAGUGUCUUCCAUUUUCUAUGGAGGCGAGGUGGCCAGGCGGAUACAGUAGCAGUUACAGAAAGGGCAGCGUGGCCGAGUGGUUAGAGCGCUGGACUUGCAAUUCGGAGGCCCCGAGUUCAAGUCCCGCUCUGAUCUCUAGCUGGAUUUGUUCACGGUAGUCUCGAGUUCAAAUCCUCGGCCAUGCUUGUAAAAUAGCCAACUGGUUCGCCCCCGGCCAGUUGGAUUCUUAACCCUGUUAAGUUUGAUUUGAAUUAUUUGUUUCAGGCAUUUGCUCGGCCUCACUAGCAUUAGUGCUAUAAAUACUGCCGAGGGUAAAUAACGGAUUUUUUUUUUCGGACCUGAAAGGUCAGUUUCAAGCCUUUCCGACUCGUUUUUCAGGCAAGAAAUGUUGUUCGAAAUUGUCUCUCUUCAGGCAGCUGAAUGAACGGGUACCGGCAACAUACUGCCGAGAGUAACCAUGGAAUUACAUUACAUCUAGGGUGGAAGUAGCAAUACUGCUUGGUAAUUCUUGCUUAGAUAGAUGAGCUCAUUGCUGAAGUUAUUUGUAAAAGCAAUAGAAAACUUAUUUUUUUCUGUUUUUGCAUAACCCGAUUUAACAGUUGGGGUGUGUGUGUGUGUGUGUGUGGACAAGGGGGGGGGCUGAGGUUAGUGUUCAUUCACCCAUGGGUAUAUAGGUAAUGUGUAAUUGAACAAUCAAAGUCCUCUUUAUUACUUUUAUGCUAUAAAACAUUUACGUAUUAUCAUUAACAGGUUGUGGUUCUGUUGUUAACAAUACACUGAAAAGUCCCAAUUAUCCAAUGGACUACCCAAAAAGCAUGCGCUGUGUUUACAGAGUUUCCAUUCCAUAUGGCAUGAUUUUGAAAGUAGUCUUCCAAGAUUUUCUUCUAACAUGGUAAAUAGAGAAACUUAAUGUGAUUUUUCUGUUCUGCGCAUAGGUCUUGUAGAUUGUUUAACUUCGGAAAAGGUGGAUUUCCACCGUCUCGUAACAUUUUAAUUACGGACGUGAAUUAAAUGUCGAAGAAAUUACCUUUUAUUACUUACCGUUGGUGCAAAAGACUUUUCAUGGAUGGUUUGCACUUUGGUUAAGUCUUUAUAGUGACCCGCGCCACAUCUUCCGGCCCGAAGAUGUCUCCGACUGCGCCUGAAACCGAAGCAUCUCGCUAAUUAUGAACAAAAACCUAUGGCGCCCUAUGGUAAAUUUUACGUGUACGAGCAUUCUUUUAUACAUUGACUAUACCGUUAUAAAAUAAAGCCCCCUACUUAUAGCCCCCCCUCCCCCGUUUAUAGGCCCAUCUACAAAAGAGUAUGUCCAGUUUUAGUAUAUACUAAAACAGUGGAUUGUGGUUUUUGCGCGCUCUGAUUGGCUACUCAAUCAGUGAAUAUCCUGCACUAUUCACUGAUUCACCUCCAGUUCCUCCAAGCGAGCGACGCCAACUCGCGUAAGUUGCGAGCAAAAUGCCUUCUCGGUUUCCUGCCGUAAUAUUCAAAGAAAUUUCAGAACUAAUCAAGCGAGCUGUUCCCGAAAUACACGAAGAAGGCAUAAAUUGCGUUCACUGCGACGAUCAUUUGUUCAUUUUCAUUUCAUUUCCGUAGUUCAUAUAUGAUUUAUUUCAUAUAUCAGUAACAAAACAGUUUUUAUUGUAUUGACCACCAACAUGGCACCUUGUCACGUGGUUGCAAUGGCUUCCCUUGGGGAAGGGAUAAGUGGCCACGUACUAGCCUUAAUUCUUUUUUAGUGACCUUGAUCUUACAUAAUUAAGGUUCUGUUAACAGUGCUGAUUAAUUUUCUACACUCGGACUAUGGUAACUGGUUUUUAUUUAGAGGGUGACCGCACAAUUAAUUUAUAUAGAUGUUCCACUGUAGUAACCUGCACUAGAAGAAGUUAGUUAGAGUUGAAAAUGUGUCUGGCUACACUUUCAGUAACGCCAAUGUAAUAAAUCCAAUCUCAGUUAAUACACAUUCGAGCGCUAUGUUAAUGCGCAUGCCCGUUUCAAAGAAAAUUUGUGCUUGAAGAAUAGUGAUUCUUGAUAUAAACAAAAAUGGUUUGUCUUUCCAAUUGUCAAAUGCGGAAAGUCAUUUGAAUUGCGAACAGAUUAUUUUCUUUAAGCUAUGACUACUUGGAGAUUUUCGACGAAAACAACAGGCCAAUUGGACCAAAAUACUGCGGAAGGCGCACUGGAAAAGAGAUUUAUGUCGGUGGAAAGCAAAUAAGGAUAACAUUUUAUUCAGGAAGAUGCUGCCAGGAGAGAGGAUUUCGUCUGUUAUUCAUUGCCAUUAAGCCAAGUAAGUAGCCAGGAUGAACAAGGUUUUUCUGUUUGAAUAACGGAAUAGAAUUGUCGUAAGCGAAAAUAACAACUUUUUGUGCUACGACUUUCAUCCACUUUCAGAGACAUUUAUAAUCUCAAAUUAGGAAAUGACAGAUAAAAACUGUCUAAAACAAUUCUUAUUAAUGAAACUGGCAUGAAUAUACUGUAAUGAACAGUAAACGGCAAGUAAAGGCAAAAAUUUGGUCAUAUGACCUAAAUUGACCUUUGCUGUUUGCCGUUAACGGAAUUUUUAAUCUCUCCUUUGAGAGUAAGAUCAUUAUAUCGAGACUCGAUCUUAGCAAUGUGGAGCAAAAGUCGUCCAGAAUAUAGCCUCCUUACAGCUGUCACUACGUCCUCGAGCGCACCCUAAAAUAAGAACAUUUAUAAGAGGUCUUUUAAAACAAUUGCAUUCACAACGUAAAAGUAAGGUAAGUCUACAACUGAAGUUACUAAUUAAUUUUUAAAGGGUUUUAACUUACCACUGCAAGGGCUAAGUUGAUAUAUUUUAAAUGGAAGGCAAGUUAGAUUUGAUUUGACAUGAGUUACACAUGUAGCGUUCACAAAAUUUAAAUAAUAAUAAAAAAAAACAUUCACUCGCAUUUCGAUACUGUCUUUCAUUACUUUUAGCUCCACCUAAGAUAAUUCUACCAGAUCCUGAUCCUGUUGUUCGAGCAUUCGCAGGAGCUUAUUUGUGGAUAUCAGUGACUGGAACUCCUUCCAUAUCCAUGAGGUUAAAAAAUGACACCUCUGUACUUGAACAUGGAACCAAAGAUAUUAGGCACUGGCUAACCAAUGAAGGAAGCUACAGUUGCAUCGCAGUAAAUGAUUACGGAAAUGUCACUAUUGUUAAUUUCAGCGUUGUCUUUAUUGGUGUGUAUCUCCUCUACUAUAUGUAAUCAUAAUCUCUCAUAAGUACUUUUUCUUGCAAUGCUAAGUUUUUUCACUAACUGAUUCUACCGUUUGAAACGCCAUUACAUACACUGCUUUUAAAUAUCCUCUAAGGCUAUAAAACCCGUAUAAAUUCUAAAACAACAGCAAGAUGUUUCCACUGACAUUUACUUUUUAACAAAUGGACAUACUGUCAUUGAUAAAAUUUGGACCAUGUGCGCAGCUUAUUUUCUAGAUUAACUACUCUAUCGUCAACUCCCGUGCACAGAGAGUGCAAAUGCAAAGAAUUAGUGUCGUUAGCAAACGAGGCUUGGUGCUAAAUUAAACACACAUGAGGGCUAUUUUGAGCAUAACUGACUUUAAUUCUAUGAUUAAACAAGGUUGUGUAUCGACUUAUAUACUAUUGUGAGAUCUGUAAAUCUGCCAUACAUUAUUUGGUCGAAUGCCGCUCUUUCUCUCUCUUUCAGGUUGCUUUAAGUAAUUCAGCUGACUGAAGACUUUGUAUUGUUUAACAAAAGAACAAAAUACGCUGUGUUAGAGAGGACUCAGGGGGGGGUGGUCCUUGUUGCUCUGUUCCCUUCAAAACUUUGCUUUUGGUUGAAAAAAAGAUCAUGCCCACACCAAAUCACCUAACCCUUCCCUCAAAAGUAAAAUGGUUGGUCCCCUAGAGUAAAUAUCAGUUCAGAGUUUGUGUGACUCUCUGUUGCAAGGACACGUAUUCACAGGUUCUUGUGCAGUUAGGGAAAAAUUGAAAUGUGAUAUGAUCCUUAGAUUAAAGUGUAAUCUUAAGAGUCGAAGCCGUUCGUACAACCACUCUCUUAAGUGACCUCUUGGAAAUCAGUUACCGAUUUGUUAUGUGCUUAGCACCCAAUCUCCCUGAGUGCACCUACCCAUCUGUGAGGAAACAGAAGGAAAAAGAGAACGAAGAAGAGGCGUUUAAACGAGAUAGAGACGUACAGAGGUGACGCACAACAAGUGCCUUUAAGUUGUUAAACUGUAUUUUUCCUUCAUUAUCUUCGCAUAGUAUUGUAGUAUCGUUCCCUUGAUUCGGAAAACCGUUUUAUGUUCCCCUGUUCCAAAUUGAGGAUAUUUUAGCUUUAAUCCCCUGUUCCCCAGCUUAAAUUUGCCAUGUUUCCUUGUUCCCCAAAACUCCUGGGAGACCCUCAUUAGUUGUACUAAAAUUGGUGUGCGGGAAAGAGGCUUUAAAUAAAUAUAUGAUGAAAGAUCUUUUAUUUAAGUUCUUACCUUUUUUGUGUUGGUUAUUUAGAUUGCAGACCUCAAUGUAGUACGUCAUGGACCCUUAUUAAUGGCAAUCACUUGAUGUGCAGAAAUAUAACGUCACUCACGCACAUUUUAAAGAAAUGUGUCCCUACGAUUACGCAAACCUUGUAAGAUAAGUUACUAGCGACCUUAAGAUUCUGAGACAAGAUUCGGAGUAGGAGAUUUUCUCAACACUAAGUAGUAAGCCAACAUCAUUUUGGCGAGAAAACGUGAUAGGCGUCGUCAUUCUACUAAGAGUUUUAGCAAGAAUGUCGUAGUGGCGGGAACAAGUUAUUCAAUUUUAGAAGUUUAAUCAUUUUGCGACCUGGAAAGGGCUAGACCUCCAAUAAAACUAACCGCAUUAAUUUAUCAGGUGAAAAAUAGUACAGUAAUCCUUUCCGGGUUGAAUAUUUUUCGAGAAAACUCGCACAUCCUCACCCAAAAUUCCUAAAGUACCCCCCGGACUCUUGUGUUCUCUACAGCGUAUAGGAAUCUGUAUAUCUCCAUUCAUUUCAUAUCAAAUAACUGUAACAUGAAAUAUUGAAGACAUGAAACCAUCUCAGAUACAUGUGUGUAGGAUGGGUUAGACCGUGAUUUUAUUUAACCUCGGUAGUUUUAUCAGCAUUAUAUUACCUAUAUCCAGCAGAAGCCUUAGAACUAUGAAGGUAAUUCUCAAGUAAAUGUUACAUUAAAGAAUAAAAGAAUAUCUGAACAAGGGCCAAGCAAAGCAAUUUUAGGACAAAGGCCUCGAUACAUUUAUCACUGGAAUUUUUUCUGACCUUUGAUAUACUAGCAUUUGUUGCUUGCAAAUAAUUCUAUCCUUACUAAUUUUCUGAUAACAUUAUACUAAAAGUAAUAAAAAGGCUUGUGUUAAUUAGGCCCACAUGCCGAGUAUUUUCUUUUUUUGUUCAACAGGGAUUUAUCUUCGAAUAAUAUCCAAAUUCUACAGAAAGAUGACUUUGCCAGAUUGAAAAAUCUGAGAGAACUGUAAGUUAAAGGGAUGCGAUCACGGUUAUGCGCAUGCGCGCCGUUUGUCUCUUCAGAAUAAAUUUGUCGGGUCAACACUAAAUUCGAAAUCGCCAUUACCGGUACAAUCAUUGAAAAUCCUUCGUUUUAUUCCGACAUCCGUCGCCUUGGCUGGCCUAGUUUUACUUCGGUAGUGGUGAUUAGCGUGUGGUUGUGUUGUUUGACUGGUUUCGUUUUAAAAAAACGCAAAAAAUAAUGUUUUGAUCAUGGAGGUUCAGAAGAGCAUCGUGGCCGUCCGGAAACAGGACGUUCACAAGAGUCUUUGAAGACAGAGAAGCUUAGCCGAUCGAUCUGGUAUGGUUCUAGGAGUACUGUGUGGCUUACGAAAAGAAUACACGACACUUGGAAAGUGGUUAAAGGCAUGAGUUCGUUCAACUUUGAUUUGAUUUUUGACUCCGACCUGUAGUUAUACCGCAACAGGCCGCCCGAUCUUCACCGAUCUGGUUCACUUGAAAUGUCCCUUGUAUCUUUGCUUUACGAUCGUAUAUGUUGAAGAAUUGAUGUUUUUAAAAUAAAUUAUUGCCUGAAUAUUCUGUUUAUAACCUAGUUUCUUUAUGUGUUCUACUCGAUAACACUUGUUUUGCGGAACACUGACCCGAUGCAACGCUAAUGGAUUUGUUCAUUUGCUGAUAAGCAAUUGAAAUUUAUGCUCAAUUAAGGAUAAUUUUUAUACUCAUACGUUGUGUGUUUUUGUCACCGGCCAGGCGCUAUUUGUAGGUAUUUCUGGGUUUAUAUAAGGCGAACUGAGAGAACAGUAAUAAAAUGUUUGUUUGCAAAUUUUGUUUGCCGAUCGGUGACUGCUUUGUUAGCGUGGGUACGACCUCGAAAAACUACACGUUGGUAAAUGUUCGUUUCAAAGCAGGACAAGGCUGUAAAUCUUAUUCUUAUCGGCUGCAACAUAUAUCUGAGGAGUAGCAAAGAAUAAACUUGAAUUAUGGGGAUAUAUAAAAUCAAACCAAAUGCCCGGAAAUACUCUCGCGUCGCGAACAAUGAAUUUGAAUUUUAUAAAUUUACUUGCGUGCAUCUAACUCGCUUCCGAUUGGUUUAAAAACAAUCAGCUACUGUCAGAACUCCCACAUGCGCAUUAUCGUAAACCAGUCCCUUUAACAGUAAUCUAUACCGCAGUCGGUAACAAUGACAAAACGCCAAACAAAGCAAACAGUAAGAGUUCUCCUGGCAGGAGUAGAGCCUCUGAACGUUUGGCUACUAAUCCAGAUGCUCUAUCAAAGGCCAUCGGUUUAAUGACCUUACCUUCCACGUUUCUCAUGUGGCUUAGUCCGAGAGCAUCUAUCACCACUGGUAACUAGCAGGUCAUAUUCUUGACUUCUGUUGGGAGAACAGAGAAGGCUCCCCUGUUACUGACCAGAAAACAUUGCCACAUAAUCAGGAGGCUGAUUUUCAAGCUCAGCUAAAAGAAGGUAUCAACAUUGUUAAUGGCAGUUUAAUUAUCCGGCUAUUACGAAUGCACAAUUUUAAAAUGUUUCCUACAGAAGAAACACUGACAUACAGUAGGCACCCUGACUAAGCAGUCAAAGUAUUGAACCUCCAAUCCGGAUGUACUUCGUUUAAGUCUCACCCUGACCGCUGGCUGAGUUUGUUCAGGGUCACCCAAGUUUAAAUCCUCGACCGCUCUUGUAAAUAACCACCUUAUCAAUAAGGUGAUACGUGAAUCACAAGAAGUGGAUCGUUACUAGCUUAAUAUCAAUCCCUUCCAACUUAGAAUCUCAGGUUAAGGAUUGGCACUGUUAGUUUUGGACUGCCUAUUUUCGUAGUUCGGUCUUAGUCCCGAAUGAAAAUCUUGACGGGGAAAUGAAUGCUAGAGGAAAGUCAAUGAAAUUUGUCGAUUGUAAGAAAUGGAGCAUGUUGUCGUCUUAAUCAGGGAGUAUAUACACCAGAAAAGCUUUCUCUCACGUCAAAGCUCUUAUCGUGAUUCCCAAUGACUGUUUCAGGCUCCUGUCUUCUAAUGCCAUUGGACUUUUGCCUGAGAGUGUGUUUGCCUCUCUUGAAAAUCUUGAACAUUUGUAAGUUAUUUUGUUCAAAUAAUUAUCUGUAGGAAAAGUUUUGGAACAUUUGCUGAUAUCAAAGGCUUAUUGUAGUCCAUUACAAUAUAUAGAUCUAGCCAGGGCUAAAAACGAAGCCUCCGUUUACAUAUUCAUAAUAUAAGCAAUUAAUUAAUGUGAUAAACUCUAAGCUACUAAAAAAAUCUUUUUGGGGAAGGGGCUGAGUGAUUACAGGAAAAAGGAUCCGGCAAAAUACCCGACAUGAAAACUUUCCCAUCAAACUAAGUCUUACGUUUACAGCCCAAAAAAAUCAUUUUAAUGCACGAUACUCUUUGGUAGCAGCCAAUUUACAGGUUACGAUUUCUAGAGUCAAUGUGGAGCUUUAGCAUUGCCGACGACGACGGCAGCGAAAACGUCACUUUUAAAAUGAAUUCGCGAUUCGUCAAACUCUGUCGCGCGUUUAUUCCAAUUUGCUGAAAAUGUCAAAUGUGUACAUAGGCGAAUUUUCUUUGGAGUUGAUUUCUUGGGGAAGGGGAAUUAGAUAUUCACAACUUAUGGGCGCGACUCAUAUGAAAAGCUAGGACGUUAAAAGGAAAGUACCGCAAACCUUGUAGUUUUUAUAACAGUGCACAAUUACGUUAUCUGACUUGUCACUGGGAGACCUUUUAAUGCACUUCUCCGUUGUUUUGAAUAUGCUACUGCUUACAGUAAAUUAAAGAGCAGAUAACCGAGACGGAAUAGGAGGUCGUCGUUACCAAUGUACCUACUGUUCCAGUUCAGUGGCCACAAUAUUGACCUGCGGGUUCUAAAAGAAUGGAAAGGUGCACUAAAUCGGAAAAUGCCCUCGCCCCUUGGAUAAUAACCUCUCGGCCUCAGACAUUACCUUAUACACAUGUAUAAUUAACACCAUCAAUCUAAAUUUAUAGCAUCAUCCACUGAAGGGUAAACAAAAUUUGGAUCAAUCCCGGAAAAUCUUGAAUGCUUGCUCGUUGAUUUUAGUGAUUUCUCAAAUUAUCCAGUAACAAAAUAUUUUAUUUUUAGGAAGCUGGUUUCAAAUAAGAUACCAAAGCUACCGGAAAGCAUUAAAAACCUGAAAAAGCUGGAAAUCCUGUAUGUAAAGAAACAGUAUAGCGGGAAACACGGGGAAUAUUAUUUUUGUACAUCUCUGAAAUACUACUUUUUAUCAUAUGGCUACAAUAGUACGCGCUCUUUGAUUGGCUGUUAAGCGGGAAAGAUUUCUUUUUAAUGACGGGGCAUUAUUCGCUAGGUGUCCAAAUUUAUACAAUCUGUUUUUGACUUGAUAGUAAACAUCCAUGCUCUGGUCUAAAAGGUAUCCGCUGACCAAUGUCACAUGACAGUAUCGCGGGCUUAAUUGUACAACUUAUUGAGGUCACGUGUUUUUUAAAGUUACCCACUGACCAGUUAUAGGCCAGAUAGGCCUUUGGCUGAAAUAUUGAUAUAGAUAUCGCUGACAGCGUGGACGCUUGUUGUGAGAAUCCCGUAGGCCCUCAUUUAUCGAGACGGGCGGACUCGAUCGAUUUCUUGAUCAUGUGACGCAUGCUUUAAAAAUGUUCAACUUGUUGAUCAUUUAACAGUUAGCGUGGUUAGUAAUGCAUCAAAUAGUGAGAGUCUGAGAUGAUACUGAGAAUUUGAAGAGGCAAAAGAGUUUGGAUCCACAUUACAUAAGCAAACGGUUUACAAAAAAAGAUCGAAAGAAACAGGGACAGCAUGGCAGCGAAGUUUCUUGUUUAGAUCAGCUACAAAACAAUUAUUGGCUGAGGUUUUGUAAUAUCCGGAAUAAUAGAGGUCGACGUAGGUGUUGAUAACGCUUACCGAGAACUUGAUUAUUUGGAUAUCACAAAAACGGAAUCUUAAAAUCGUUUUGUGGUACAUUGUUUUGAAGAAAAUAACGACAAACACACUUUCGCAAGGAACCUGAAUUGAUAUUGUUAUUGGAAAUCAUGCACUACGCGCGCAACCUACAGAUUAGUCAGUUAUCUGUUAGCAGCUAACUAACUAAUAUGUAGGUUGCGCUGAUUUCCAAAAUUUUGCUUUUAGCCAAUGAGAAGACAGAUAGUGUGUACAAUGUAUAAUAGAUUUAUGAUAAAUUGAGGAAUUAUGUGACUUAAGAGGCUGUCUCAGUAAAAAACCGCCCACUCAAUUUCGGGUGACAAAUAAUUUUGCCUGAAACUCUGGCGAGUGAAAGGCUUUAUCGAGACUAUAACUAAAAUAGGUUUGCUUUGAUUCACAAUAAUUUUCUGGCCGCGCUGGGGGGCGCCGAGUAUUUUGUCCCGCCACGGCCAUUUUGUACGUCUUGAAAACUGAAAAUUUGGCAUUUUUUGCGGCGCUGUAAAAUGUUUGAUUUGCACCAUCUAUCAAUGAGUUUUAUACCUAUUUAUAGGUAAACAUCUCUAGUUUUUCCUGAAAGUAAUAGUUCUCUGCUAAAUUUAGCUGGAAAGACGAAAUCGUGCAAAAUAUGACCCCAACUAAUUGCCUUGGAGCGAAAGGCCAAAAAUUACCCUGUUUUAAAAGCUUAUUUCUGACUUUUGGGACAUAGUUGAAAGCUCUAGACUAAAUAGACGCAAAGAUAGACCAUCUGUUAUUAAUAACAUACAAAACCCCAUGUACGAUUUCAGUGUUUUAAAAGUUAUGACCGUUUGUAUCAACGCGUAUGCGAGCUAAUACGAUAUUUUCAGAUUUAGCGUAACGGAUCUACCUCAAGCAUAUUUCGUCAAAAGUACGGCUUACCUAAUUCAUUACUGGCACUGACUCACAAAUUGAGCCAUAUUCCAAUCCCUGAGAUGCCGGACUCCAUAAAAUUCCAGUAAAUGUGCUUUAGAAACUGCCGGUAUGCGGCCAUUUUUGAAUCCCAUGCUAACAAUCCGACGCUCAAAACAGGUGAAACUGUGUCACGUUUCGAGCUAAAUAGCUCGGUAAAACAACCAUUCAGAGGUGAAAGUUUGCUCGAGAAUCAGAAAAUCAACUAGGCAAGUCUCAUUUUGGAUCAGAAAGUUGAGAUUUCAGAGCUACAACCUCGAAUAAACCUUCUAUUCAACCGGCUCUGCAAGGUCAAAUGCAGGUUGACACGUAAACCGGAAAAGUAGAAACCCGGAAAUAGGGAAAACCGGAAAUGCGGAAAUCCGGAUCAUCCGAAAUCGGCAAAUAUGAAAUCAAUUAGAAGCCGAAGGCAUUUCCAACAAUUAGAGACAGCUGCAUUCGUUUAGGGCUUCUUUUCGACGUUGAGACGCGUAAAAGAUAAAACCUUCCAAACCGGCGUAGCUGUUUGAUUUUCACUGAACUGAAACGCAGUUCCCAGAAACAGUAAAUAUCAUUAACAUUGAGUGAAUGGGAGAAAACCUUCUUCAAAUUUUACUGAUCCUCUUCCUGAAUCUUCUCCAGUCCCUUUGACUAUUUUUGCAACAGGAACUAGAUUUUCCUCUUCCGUCUCCUCCCAAACUUUACGUAAUUCAUUACUGGCACUGACUAAAAAAUUGACCAAUAUUUCAUUCAAAAUUCUAGUCAAUGCGCUUUUGAAACUGCUGCUAUGCGGCCAUAUUUGAAUCCCAUGCUGAAACUACCGUAAAAUUCCGAAAUAAGCCCCUCCAUGUAUAAGCUCCCCCAAACUCGUAACACAAAAAACCCUCCGUGAAAUCGCCCCUCCAAUAUAGGCCCCACGGGAUCUUGUGCUUGGAAAAUUGCCCUCAAAUACAAAGUAAAACAAAGCAAAAACGGUUAAUUUCCUUCCAACUAUAAGCAAGCCCAGUCGCUUUUGAAACGCAAACUUCCCUCCGUACAUAAGCUCCUACGAAUAUAAGCCCGUGCAAAAAUAAGCCCCUCAAAAAGGGCCUUUGAAAAAUAUAAGAACCGGGGCUUAUUUUCGGAAUUUUACGGUAUGUCACGUUUCGAGAUAAAUAACUGGGUAAGAAAGAAAAUAAAACAAAUGUCCGGAGGUGAGACUUGUCCGAGAAUGAAAACAUCAGCUAAGCAGAUUUCGUUUGGGGUCUGAAAACCCAAAUUUGUCGACAAAUGUAGGAUUAUUUUUUCGACCAUUUAACGGUGUUUUGUAGCUUAUCUUAAAACAAAGUGUCUUAGUCCCUUCUCGGCCAUAUUGCGUCGGAUUUUUGGUCUACAACAAGGGUCGCGCCUAAGACUUGCCACUAGUGUUACCAUUCGGUGUUAAUAUUGGUCUUAAGGUCUAAACAUGCAUACAGACUUAAAUCCUUUGUUAAAGCUACUGUAGAUUAAAUGGGAGUUUCUUGCAACCAUACCCUAUAAUACUAAUAUACUAAUAAGCCCAGACAACCAAGCUGGCUCGGUUUCCUAGAUCUCGACACAUUCAGUUUCGAUAUAUAGCCAACUUCUGUAAAGUAUUAGUCACAGGUGUGAUAAGUUAGCGCACAUAGAAUGUUUAUAACCGGUUAAUGAUAUUUACUGUUUGUUAUGGAGCCUAUUUGCCAAACGCAAUCGAUCGUGGAACUGCGUUUCAGUUCAGUGAAAAUCAAACAGCGACGCCGGUUUGGAAGGUUUUACCUUUUAUGUGCCUCAACUUCGAAAAGAAGCCCUAAACGAAUGCAGCUGUCUCUAAUUGUUGGAAUUGCCUUCGGCUCUUGAUUGAUUUCAUAUUUGCCGAUUUCCGGAUGAUCCGAAUUUCCGCAUUUCCGGUUUUCCCUAUUUCCGGGUUUCAACAUUUCCGGUUUACGUGUCAACCUGCAUUUGACCUUGCAGAGCCGGUUGAAUAGAAGGUUUAUUCGAGGUUGUAGCUCUGAAAUCUCAACUUUCUGAUCCAAAAUGAGACUUGCCUAGUUGAUUUUCUGAUUCUCGAGCAAACUUUCACCUCUGAAUGGUUGUUUUACCGAGCUAUUUAGCUCGAAACGUGACACAGUUUCACCUGUUUUGAGCGUCGGAUUGUUAGCAUGGGAUUCAAAAAUGGCCGCAUAUUAGCAGUUUCUAAAGCACAUUUACGGAAUUUUAUGGAGUCCAGCAUCUCAGGGAUUGGAAUAUGGCUCAAUUUGUGAGUCAGUGCCAGUAAUGAAAUAGGUAAGCCGUACUUUUGACGAAAUAUGCUUGAGGUAGAUCCGUUACGCUAAAUCUGAAAAUAUCGUAUUAGCUCGCAUACGCGUUGAUACAAACGGUCAUAACUUUUAAAAUACUGAAAUCGUACAUGGGGUUUUGUAUAUUAUUAAUAACAGAUGGUCUAUCUUUGCGUCUAUUUAGUCUAGAGCUUUCAACUAUGUCCCAAAAGUCAGAAAUAAGCUUUUAAAACAGGGUAAUUUUUGGCCUUUCGCUCCAAGGCAAUUAGUUGGGGUCAUAUUUUGGUUGAUUUCGUCUUUCCAGCUAUAUUUAGCGGAGAACUAUUACUUUCAGGAAAAACUAGAGAUGUUUACCUAUAAAUAGGUAUAAAACUCAUUGAUAGAUGGUGCAAAUCAAACAUUUUACAGCGCCACAAAAAAUGCCAAAUUUUCAGUUUUCAAGACGUGCAAAAUGGCCGUGGCGGGACAAAAUACUCGGCGCCCCCCAGCGCGGCCAGAAAAUUAUUGUGAAUCAAAGCAAACCUAUUUUAGUUAUAGUCUCGAUAAAGCCUUUCACUCGCCAGAGUUUCAGGCAAAAUUAUUUUUCACGCGAAAUUGAGUGGGCGGUUUUUUACUUAGACAGCCUCUUAAGGUGUGAAGCUGUUGUAAUCAAGUAAAGUUGUUCUUCUUUUACAGGGAUUUCGCCCACAAUGCUUUAACAACUAUUCCUGGGCGAAUGUUUUCUAACCUAACGUCCCUGUACGGAUUGUAAGUUACCAGUGUCAAAUGUGACGAUCAAACAGAAGGGACUAAAACUUUGGAAACAAAGAACUGAUUGGCAAGGGUUGCAAAAUUUGGAAUAAAAUCUUCUCGUUAACGACUGUUUAAUCGUCUUACCUAUGUAUCAAUUAUUUUAUUGGUCUUUUUUUGUUAUGUUUUUAACAUUUUGCCUCUUUGAUGCUUUUAUAAUCACGUCAGAUAUUCACUGCCUAAAUUAAAGUAAUUUAACUAUUGUCCCUUACAUUGCACUUCUGAGUCACUUAUCAUAACGUCGUCGCAAAUUAAUUCCUAUUUGCCCCCACCUGUAUGAAAAUUUUAACAGUAACCUCGUUUUAUUCACACCUGCCAUGCUUGAAAUCAAAGCUCUGUGACGUCAGCUGUGUCUGUUCUCCGACAGAUUACUGAGGAUCAAUCAAUGCACGCGUAUUAUAACGCGUAUUCAGUAUGUUGUAUACAAUGGAACCCCGUUAAUACGAGCGCCUUCGGCGCACGGAAAUGUGGUCGUAUUAACGGGGUGGUCGUUUUAACGAGGUACGGUCACAAUAUGGUGCAACACGCUUUAAAAGGGUACUGCGCAUGAAUACCUUUACUUCCGCUAUAAAUCGACAUUUUUUCAACUUGCCACCGCAAUUUAUUCCAACUCAACAAUAUGUAACAAUGACGUCUUUUAGUUCCUUCAUAUUACAGGAUAAGGCCUCUUUUGAAAAGACCCAUUCUCUAUAUAUUCCCUAUAUAUUCGAGGAACCAGACUUUAUAUAUUCUCUAUAUCAAUUAAACAUGCUAUUAAAACCAUUAUACUACUACAUGAGAAAUUUCUGCAAUUUGAUUGGCUUAGAGCAGUGGUAGUUCACCUUCAUUUGAAAUACCUACAUGUGAAAAUUACAAACCUUUUGCGGAUAGUAGUAUAAACAUAUAAUAGCAUGAUUUGUACGUGAUAUUUGGCAUAAAUAUCACUUGUGAUAUUUCAAAAUUGUCUCAAAUUUCGUAUAACAAUUCUGAAAUAUCACUCGUGGUAUUUAUGCCAAAUAUCACUACAAAUCAUGCUAUUACCUAUACCAAUAAUGUCUGCCUAAAAACAUUCAAUUAGCGGGAUAAUUCUACAAGGAAAAUAAUAACUGAAGACUCCAAAAGGUGUUCGUUGGUCGUAGUAAUGGCGUUUUCAGAUAACAGAAUUUGUGGGCUUUUCUGAGGGCUACAAAAAGUGGUCGUAAUAAAGGGGUGGGCGUAAUUAACCGGGUGGUCGUAUGGUAAGCUGAUCCUCCGUAGAAGAAAGAAAGAGCACUGUGAGAUCACAUCAAGUUUUAGAGCGUUAUUAUAUGACAUCAGCAAGGCCAUGCUGUUUUGCGGAAAACUUUUUGUUAAAAAAAAAUGAUAGUAAGUAGAAUUGAAAUAGCUUUGACAUAGGAGUCCCAAACCAAUCUGUAAAAUCUGGACUCUUUUGAAUGCCAUUUGCUUAACCGUUGACCAUGUGAGUGAAAGUGCUUUUAUCAUCAAUGUUACUUUUCUUAAUUUUUGACAGGUAUUUAUGGCAUAACCGUAUAAACGUUUUAUCUAAAGAAGCAUUUAUCAAUUUGAAUUACCUGGAAUUGCUGUAAGGGGACAGAUUUAUACCUUAAUUCAAUAUACUUGACAUGGUUCAGGUUAUAGUCAAUUUUUUAAAUACAGUAGAGCAACAGUGUCCUUAAAGGCAAUGAUGUAAAGCUACAAUCACCUACAAAACUGGUUGACACGUAUCUUGCCAUGCACUUUAUUUAUUUGAGUGUCAAUGUAUUUAGCUCGAAAGUGCUAUUUGGGGACACUAUAUUUUUACGUCUCCUAAUGGAGACGGGACCGCCAUUUUACGUGGUCACCAGAGCCACGCGAAGGUCCAGCUGCCUGCGGGGCAAACGGAGUACCUUCAUUUCUCAGUUAUUUUAAGACCCUGAGUAUUGGUCCGGCCCCGGGAAUCGAACCCGCGACCUCCAGCUCUGCAGUCAAGCACUCUACCAACUGAGCUAAUCCUGACGCGGUUAAACAUAACAUAAUAACCCCUCUCCCUAUGUAGUGUUUCAUAUUAGGCAGCGGCGUACACUGCAAAACAAACCAGGAAACUGUUGGGGAGGGGCCAUAUUCAGAAGUAUCAAAAGAAGCCAAUUCUACCUAAUCAUAAAGCCGAUUACUUAGUACACUUAAAUCUGUCCGUCGUGGUCAUUCCGGAGAAUAUCAGCGAUAGUGUUAGAAGCACUCAAUCUCGCUGACAUUUAACAACCUGCUGGAUGUUUCCCGAAUGUUAAGCAUUUUACACCUUUUUUUAACUUAAAAACGCCAUUGAAUUUAAGCUAUAAGUACUACAGUAUACAUUCCUUUCUCCUUUAACCCUGCAGACUUUAAUUCACGUUCAAUACACACAGCUGUACAAACUACUGAUUGAGGCAAAGAUCUCAUUGGUUAGCGAAUCACUAUCAAAAUUUUAAUACCUCUUAAAAUACGUCCUUAUUUUGAGAUUUCUAGGACCUUUGGGGCUCCCACCCAGUUUGCAUCGUCUCUUUUAUGAUAUUGUCUAUUUGAAUACCAUAAUCCAAUAACAUAAAAAACCCGCGUUUCUUCUCGUUUCUGCUAAUAGUCUACUAGCAACGACCCUGUACGCAGCAAGAGGCAUCUAGAAUCUAGUAGGUCUUCACUUUAUUACAUAAACCUUCAGUCAUGUCAAAUGAAGAUUUGUGGUUCCUUUUUGUUACAUGUAGGUAUUUGUCUUCAAACGCCCUUACAUCAUUACCCGAAGGAGUAUUCGCGAGUCUAGAGCGACUAGCUAUGCUGUAAGUCGCGCAAAACUGUGGCUUUUUUCUCGCCGGUUUUAGAUGAGUUUGUAGUUCAGUUUCUUUUGAUAAUUAUGAUUCAUGUUAUGUUUCUUACAAGGAACGCAUCAAAAGUGCAGCUGGAUAUUCAAAGCGGCAAUGUCAUGAUGAUAUUGCUGGCUCUGGUAAAUUCUGUGCUGAAGUCGUUACUUAAUGCCUUUACCCAUACACAAAAUACUCCUGUAGAGUUAUCAAGUCGAUUUCAUUGAAUUUCACCAGGGAACACUAACCUAGCCUGAAUUUCAGACGUUCCCUCAAAUCGAGCAUACUCCAGAGAGGGAUGUCUGAAUCGCCAAACAGUCGCAUAUGUUAUGUAAAAUUAUGAGAAGUUUAAAGGGGACUGUCUUUGAUAUUCAGCGGAUCGCAUGCGCUGGUGGAGCUCAAACUUUCGACAAUCUUUUUUGUAAACAGCAAAAUAUUUGUUAAACUGAACUACGAAUGAAGAACCAAUGUGGCUGUGAAUGGCGGCACAUGAUAGCCGUGGCGAUGAACAUAACAACAAAACGUUUAAUCAUACACGAGGCUGAAUCAACUCACAAGUACCAUCACAAACAUCCGUUAGAAAGCUUUAGAAAUCCGUAACACGAGAAAGAAAAACUGAAACAAAACGACUUACAAAACACUUGGGAAACUUGAAGAAAACCUUAGUGAAACUUCAGGUUAUUUCACGGUGGCCUCGUGCUCGCCAAUCCCGAGGCCCCGUGCGCAUGCUCCUAAUAAACAAGGGGGUAAGCCCGCUGGUCAGGAUACCAGCAGUUACAAUCAAUGCGAAAAAACAGUGGGUUUCAUUUAGAGACGCUUUGCGCUCAGUUUCGGCAUUGAUUUCGUUUAUGCGGAACAGCAGUGAUCUGUUUUUGGGAGAUUUAUAAUAUGCUUGUGUCGAGUUAGCAAAUUGUCGAACUUCCUGUCAUUUCCAAUGUGAAGUGUAAUGUUUCUCUUUUUUGCUUUCUUUCUGUCUGUCUUCUUCGUUAAGGUUGAUUUAUAAGUGCAUGUGAUCGAGUUUUAUUUUUGAAUUAUGUCGCCAUUCAUGCAGAAGAUUCGUUCAUAAUGCUGUAUGUAGUUAACAGUCUGCACGUUGAACACAUGACGACUCAAGAGUAAAACAGCUCUGUACCAUGUAAACCUACCUCUCCGGACGACAUUUCUUAGUUUGCCGAAAAUCUUUUUUUGCAUGACUUUCCUUCCGGGAGUAUAUGACUCAAAAGGGACGUUUGGAGUUCAGGCUUCCACUAACCAUAAUAUUGUUUUCGGUGAUUUUUGCAGGCGUGGCAUUAGAACUUGAAAACGUUGGCUCGUGCAACUUUUUGAAGUCUCAAUCAAUGCCCAUCCUUCCUAUCCCUUGCAAAAGACGACACGAAAUAGUUCCAAUGCCUAAAUAUAGUCUUGAAUAACUGAACUGGACCAUUAUUUUGGUACUCAAUUGUGGCAUAAAAUUAUAGCACAUUAUUAUUGGGACAUAUCCAUAAUAAGCUAUUGGGUCUUUUUCCUGAAUCGCGAAACCCAUUAGCCAUGUAUUCGCUGUAAUAACCACAUGUUAUCUUAAGUUUAAAAUAUGUCAUUUGAAUAACUUCGCAGAUAUUUGUCUUCAAACGCUCUAAGAGUGACCUGAAGGGAUGUUUGCUAACCUGAGCAAUUUAGAACUACUGUAAGUAAGAUUAACUGAACUUUGUGAGCCUAGCUUGCAGAAAAAGUUAACUGUUCUUCCAUAUAAGCAGACUAUUGUUUUGAAAAUAUCCGCACAGUGCAUUGUGCUUUUAAGCACAAUGCAAGUUAUCAGGACUGCCACGCGGUUUUAAUAAACCGAAAAACCGCGUGGCAGUCCUGAUAACUUGCUCUUAGGAUGUACUUGUUGAUAAACUUUCGUCUCAUCUAUUUUUGUUGAUCAUGUUUUAUUUUUCAUUUUAAAUAUUCGUAUUUUCCCUUUUACUAGAAUUUUUUUUUUAAUUUUAUUUAUUAAACAAAAGUACGUUACAAUACUUACAAUUGUGCACUUAGAUAAAUGUUCCUGUAUUGGCCAUUAAAAUACUUCUAUCGAUUACACAUAUUAAAGCUAAAGUAUUACAUUAAUAUACAUAUAAAGCUGAGAGGAGGGUGGCACUAUCAUGUCAAACUUCUAUUUCAAGCUGCAUAAUAAAUUUAGAUAUAAAUUCAGAGGUGUCUGUUUUCUUUUGCAUUGAUUUACGUUCGUUUGACAUGAUUGCGUAAUCCCCUUACAUUCAGUGAUAGGAAUUUGAUAAGUGUCAUACUGUAUUAUCACCUAAAAUCUUACACUAAACUUAAAUGCACAAUAGUUAUGCUAAUAUAAGGUUACGUCAACUAAACUCAACAGCAACGAAUUAAUCAAAAAAAAGAAAACAAACAAAGAAAAAGCAACAGAAUAGAAAAUAAGAAAAAGCAAAAAGAAAAACCUAACUUUACAACAAAAACUAAUAAAGUACAAAAGUUUUUUAAGAAAAAUACGCUUAAGAGACUAACCUUCGUACAAUCUAAGCCUAUGGCGAAAUCGACCUCCCGUAAUUAUUGCAUGGAUGUUUGUUAAGUAUUUAUAAUUCAUCAAGAUCAUCUUCAGAGUAAAUUCUAACAGGAUUACCUGAUGGUGAAGUUUUAACAAAGACCUUUCCGUCUAGUGUCCAAACACUUGAUAAAAGUCCAUCAGCCUUCAUAUCAUUCGCUUGUCUUACUAAGUCUGCCCUAUAAGGUGUGAGGUUUUCGUUGAUAAAUAUACGGUUUUGCUUUGUUGCUGCUGAGGCAUAACUGGGAUAUAAAUCUGAUAUCCUUACUGACUUCAAUUUCGUUCGCUCUUUAUGUAGCCGAGACUUAACUUUAUGGCUACAAAAUUUUACAAUUAUAGGCUUCAUACCAUUUUGUCGUCUUAGCUUGUGAGAGAUUUCGAUGUCCUCCGCAGCAACAGGGACAUUAACAGCCUCAGCUACCUUGAGAACAACUUCUUCCGUUGAGGUGUAAAUAUUUUCCGGGAUACCAUUUCGAGGGGGUUUUUUCUCGAAUAUUGCUCGAGGUUAUCAAGCGAUUCAAUCAACGAGUCGAUCCUUUCCGUCUGCUCGUUUAGUUUUGUUUUAGUCCCAAGUAGUUCUUUCUGAAGUAGAGCAUUUUGCUUGUUAGCCUUAUCAAGAGACGCUUUAAGCUCCUUGCGUUCACGUUCAUUGGAUCUCUUUAGCUCCUCCAUGUCUUCUCUAAAUUUGACGUUUUCACUCGAGAUGCUCGUAAUUGGGGACUGUAUAGAUGACAGCAUCAGUUUAAUUUCCAGCAGAGUUGGUUCUUCUUCAGAGGAGUCCUCGCCGCCGAAUAUAUCUUCUUCCCCGGUUUCCUUCAUGUUUGGCUUCUUGGCGGAAUUUUCAGCAGAACCUGAGCUAGAACCCAGGUCACCUCGUUUGUUUUUCCUCGAAUUUGCCGACAUUAUGGACGUUGAAACAAAGCAAGCAAUUUGACAGUAAAAACAAGAGCAAAAAAGACAAGAACCCAACGAAAUUCUGGAUUUGGGGAGUCGAAUUUCGCGCUGCUUAGAAAACACGUCCGUCCGUCCUUUUACUAGAUUAUAUUUGUUUCCUUUUGACGAGGAUGAAAAAAUCAAUAAAAGUAAUGUGGAAACAAAAAGUUGAAACACCUUAUAAUAUACAGUAGUUUAAACUGGUGGAAUUUAACCGAUAAUAAUAAUAAAAAAAAAACAAGAAAAUUGGACCCUAAACUGUUGACUAAUACCGUAAAAUUCCGAAAAUAAGCCCCUGCAAAUAUAAGCCCCCCAAACUCAUAACGCUCCUAACCCUCCGUUAGAUCGCUCCUCCAAAUAUAAGGCCCCCGGUGGCUUGUACUUGGAAAUUGUCCUCAAUUUCACAAAGUAAAACAAAACCGAAACGGCAAAUUUCCCUCCAACUAAAAGGCCGCCCAAUCGAUUUUGAAAAGCAAAUUUUCCCCCGUACAUAAGCCCCUCAAAACGAGAGCCUUUGAAAAAUGUAAGCCCCGGGACUUAUUUUCGGAAUUGUACGGUAUUUAAGGUGGCUCGACUGGAUUUUUUUAGGGGGAUACCUCCCAAGUUUGAGCCUUAACUACGUCGGCAUGGGUAAAGAUAUGGAAAAAAAGUUACCACAACUGUAUUACAUAAAGAUGAAAAUUUCUUAUGAUCUGGGUUUUAUUGCAAUCGGAGUCGCCAUGGCAACGUAAUGACGCCAUUACGUUUUUCAUUUAUCCUUGUGUUUCUCUCUACCAGGAGUUUUUCUUAAAAUAUUAGCGAAUUGUGCGGCUAGCAUGCUAUUUCGCUGCUUUGAUGAUUCUUAAAACUGCAUUUCGAAAUAUCUCGAAAACGCUCUCAUAGAAUUUCUUCAAACUUUGCCAUAAUGGAGGCGAUUAUGGCAGGUGCAUACUCCCUUAAGCGAUUUCUUCAAAAAACUCCUGGUACAGAGAAACACAACGAUAAAUGAAAAACGUAAUAGCGUCAUUACAUCGCCAUGGCGACUCCGAUUGCAAUAAAACCCAGAUCAUAAGAAAUUUUCAUCUUCAUAUAAUACAGUUGUGGUAACUUUUUUUCCAUAUCUUUACUCAUGCCGACGUAGUUAAUGCUCAAACUUGGGAGGUAUCAACCCCAAAAAAUCCAGUCGAGCCACCUUAAAUUACAGUAAAGUGAUGUAUACUACAACAUUUCGCCAUUGGAACACCUCCGAUAACACUCCUUGUAUGCCCUUAAAGUUUUGAAUAACCUCUGUCAGUUUAAAUUUCUCCUGGGUAUUGAAUGUCCCUGGAGAAAUUGAAGACAAUGCUUAUGCAAUUUUUUUUGGCAAACAAGGCGCCUUAUGGGAGACAUGCAAAUGACUAAUUUUGAUUUUUUCCCCAGAGACCUUUCGUUGAACAAAAUAAGGGAACUAUCUGUAGCUAUCUUUGUCAACCUCGGUGAACUAUCUAGAAUGAAAGUAAUAAAAAACAAAGCCUACAAUCAUUCAAUAAAUUUUAGAAAAAAAUGCAAAGGCACUAAUGUUAUCAUCAUCACCAAAUUUAGUGGCAUUUUUGAACAACAAGAACAAUGCGAUUUUUUUGAUUGAAGGAUGACACUGGCAGAAAUGCUCAUUAAGACAAAUUAGACGUAGGAUAAUAGCGGAGCUCUGGCGCGCGAAGCGCGCCUGCGGAGCACCAUGGGUAAGUAAAUCUACCCAUCCGAGAAAAUUUGGUAAUCACGUGACCGUACACCGCCCGCAGCCCGCCCGCCCGUCCGUCCGUACCACAGGAGAACCAAUGUUCAAUCUCACACUUUCUAGCUAGUUUGGUAGCACAGGAAGACUGAUAUUGCACACAUAUUGUACAUGAAUGUUGUGAUCAAUUGACAGUUGUCAAAACAGGGUAUCCGCUGAUCAGUAUCACCUGACCGUAUCGUGGGCUCAGGUGUCGACCCAUCGAGGUCGAGUAUCUUUUUGAAGUUAUCGGCUGACAAGUUACUAGUUUUCAAAUGAUCGCAGGCUCAAGUUUAAUUUUUUUUGAUUCAUAUAAAAUAUGUUGUGUUUUUUAUGUGUCGCACAAUUAAAAUUUUGAUUUCAAACUGACCUCGGAGGCUAAAAUUCAGCCAGUUUUUACAGGCAGGGAAGACAUGCCAGUUGCUUUUGACUUUACUCAACAAGGUCACGCGUUGGUCACGCUCUACGUCCAAUUUUUAUGCUCUGAUUGGUCAAAAUUUGACAGGUGAGUUCAUGCGGAAAAUUUAUGCAGCCUCUUGAAACUUGUUUACUUUGACAGCUGAAGCUGACAGAGUUUUGUGUCAACUUGUGAUGUUUUUAACUAUCUUUCUCCGCUGAAUGUACAAAAUGAAAUUCUGCUGCUAUCAAGAGUCUUCUGUUAUUCAUAGCUAGUUUGUUUAUUGGGUUUUUGGUUGAAAAAUACGUCGCUUGUGAAAGACGGAAAUCCGAUUUCGGAUGGCAUCGUUUUCCUUUUUCACCUUGCUUGAUGCGUAAGAGGGUUGAAAAGUCUGAAGCGAUUCUGGCCUUACUUGAUAGUUUUCAGAGCAUCUUGAAUGGUAAGCCUGAGUAAUUAUUGUAUUUGAUGUUUGUUUUUUAUAUCUAAUUUAAUGAAGUCGGGCGUAGUUUAUGCACGUUUGUAAGAUUUGAGACAAAGAUCGAUCUGACCUAGUAUCAGGUUUGAUUAUAAGCUUAUAGAACUUUAAAAAGCCUUUAGACAUUUUCUCACCUCAAAUAGAAAGAAAACGUUCCAAAGAAUAUUUAGUUAUAAUUCUGGCUGUAAAAGAAAGCUUUGAGCGAUUUUCCUGCCUCGAGUUCAUCUUUGAAAAAAGCAAACGCCGGGAAGCCGGCUUAAAAGAUAAACAAGGAUUUUCAGAGACACUUUUAACUUGUCUUCGUGAAUGAAAAUUGUUGUCUCUGUAUAUGUUUCACCGAAUUAUUAUCCUUUUAUUGAUUGUUCGUAGUCUUUUUUGCAAUUUUAAUCGCUGUGCCGUUUGUUUUCUGUCGCUCACGAACAUCGCUUGCAGGAGUAGUCAAAAUGCCGCGUGUAUCAACGCUUUUGAAGAUUACACAUAUUUAUAAAACCGUUAAAUAAAGAAAUAAACAUAAUAAAUUUUUUAUCAUGUUAAAGCGUAUAACUCUAUUAAUCUUGAUUUAAACAGUGGACUUUGGCGCUUGUUAAAAGUGAGAACCGGCAAGCCGUAUAGGUGAUUUUAGAAGUUUUUUUAACGGUUUCGGUAAAAGCCCACGCGUGCUUCGAUCGACCUGAAUGUUGAAUGAGUACAAUUUUUAUUGCAAAAUUGUGAUCUGUCCGAGGUCUGUAUGAUAAAAACAGUGUCUCAUGGUACUGUUUCACCUCAGAUAAAAAGUAGAAAAGGUUGGUUUACACGUCCCCAGAAUUGUUAGCAAGAUUUUGUCAACUAAAUUGUAAACUUGUCGAACGCAAAAAAUUGGGCCUGAUUUAUUUUCCGAGAAUUUGUUUUCCGGGCCUAAUCUACUGUGAUCAAGAGCCAUUAUGGCUCUUGAAUGUGAUCGAAGAUGAUUGCUAUUUUUUGGGUGUACAUAUAAGGCUAUCAACUCGAUGUAAGAUUAAGUUCACUCUUAGCUUGGACUGUUUGCAAAUUAUUUUUCUCUAAAAUCACUUAGCCUUUCCCUCAAAAGUCACUUGAAUGUGCUCUAAAGUUAACUGAUUUGUAAAAUACAAUUGCAAAUUUAUUGUUUGAUUUAAAUUGUAAAUUCGAGUUAAUAGGAGCUUCGCUUUUAGCCCUGGCUAAAUCUAUAUAUUACUUAAAAGAAUGUGAAACCACUGAUCAGGGAGACGACAACAUUUAACGUAACUAUCUUCCAUUUCUAGCCAUCUCCCUUUCGGGUUGAAAGCGCUUCCCAUUCGAAAAGUCUCAAAAAAUGAGGAUAAUGGAUUUUUUGAAAAAUGGAGCCAGGGAGGUGAGAAACAGGCAGCCGUAUAUUAUUAGCCCCGUUUUUUCGGUCCCUACUGUAAAUUACGGAUCCUCGGUUUUUUUUCCAUCGAUGAAAAAAACUCGGUCCGUAAUUUACAGUAUGGACCAAAAACUCGCCUAAUAGGAGGUAUUUAUAUUGUAUAUCAGAUAAAAAUGAUAAUAAUAUUUGGUUCUGAUAUUAACAACUCACUUGCAAAGGAAGAAAUGACUACCGGCGAAAGGUACUGCUUAAUUCUACUGAUUUAUUAAGCUUUGUUUUCCGUAGAAAUAUUUCAUCAAACGCCUUAUCCGCGCUACCGAAAGACGUCUUUGCUAAUCUAACAAGCCUGUUUUCACUGUAAGUGGAAACCUACUCCUCGCAUAUAUUUUGUAUCCUACAUUAGUAUUUUUAUUAUUGUUGUUUUUGACAAACAAUUUUCGUCGUGUUUAUCAAAUUUUCUGGGGAAAAACUCUCCUUUAAUGGCAAAUAAUCGGAUUACUCGGGUGCUACACACGUGAAGGCGAAACUUGGUACGAAGGUCAUGCCUUACUCUGGCUUCUCAUUGAACGAAGAUUUAUCUUAUUGAUAUUAAGAACAUUCUUUACGCCUCUGAUUGGUGGAGACGUCAAUGGCGUAUAGAAAAUUCUUACAUGCUUUUCAGUGAGUACAUCUGAGUAUGUAUAAAGUGUAAAUAACACUCAUUUCUUUCACGGGAGCAUAUGAACCCACAAUUGACCUGCUCCCAACGUCAGUGGCUUCAUAGCUCAGUUGGUAGAGCAUCGCACCGGUAAUCGCGAGGUCCCGGGUUCAAACCCCGUUAGAGUCCUGAAUUUUUUUCAAGCUUCUUUACGCAAUUGCAUAAAUUGCGUUCACUGCGACGAUCAUUUCUUCAUUUUCAUGUAAAUAAACCGUUACUAUUUUUAGCUCUUGUCAAAUUGAAUUUCAUUGAAAUAAUAAGUAACUCAUAAGAUGUCAGUUUAUUUAUUAAGAUGUUUUUAAGUAUCCAGUUUUCGUCUCACGAUCCUCGCGCUCCCACGGACCAUUUUCGUCUUACGAUCUUUACGCUCCACAGACAGUUCUCGUAUUUUUAGUAUUCUAUAAGACAACGCUUCUUGAUCACUUUCAGGGACUUGUCUUCAAACGUUUUUAACGACACUUCACUGCCUGAUGGUUUGUUUGAUAAAGUACCUGCUCUGACUAAACUGUGAGUAGUUAAAAUGGCUACAGUCUACAGUCUAUGUCAUGUUUAUUGUCUUGACAAUUUAAAAAAAAUUUAAAGACGUACUUUUUAGUAAGGCUUUUUAUUCUUAAUUAGGCUUUUUGAUAUUGUACAUAACACAUGAUGUAAUUCUUAUUUAUCAUCUCGUCAUGAAAACUGUGCUAUAUAAAUUCUUAAUUAUUGUUAUUAUUACUAUGCUGUUUAGCAGGAUAUACGUUUCUAUUUUUUAAUCCACUCUUAUGUUAUUUAGAACGGAGUAGUUAUUUUAACAAACUAACCAUCUAGCUAACGCCCCUUAUUACUUACCUAUACUAAUUUGCUAACUGACUGACUGACCGAAAGAAACUUUUGAUAGUUCUUCUUUAACUGUAACUAAUGGAGUACAGUCUUAUCUAAAAAACCUGUUUAUUUUUUAAAGCAUGUGUAGGAUUCUUACAACAGCACAACAGAACAAUAAGUUUAGCUGAUUUUUUCCAGGCAUCUGUCCUCAAAUUUCCUAACAAUGCUAUCUGAAAGAUUGCUUGCAAACGUGCCAAACCUUGAGUAUCUGUAAGUCAACAUGAGUUUACCAAGAGCACAAAUGGUAGGCGUGUGAAUUUAAACAAAAUGCAAGGCUAAUCGUACAGCUUAUGGUAAAAGGGGUAGUUUUACUGUUAAAUUAUUUAAUUAGACCAAAGUAUUUGUUCGUCGCAAAAAAGCAGUCGCAGCACAUAUUGCAAUACAAAUGAAAAGAACAUAAUAUCACGUCACGAAGUUGUCACGAAAGGGCCAGCAAGAUUUUGCAGAUAUGGCAGUGGCAUCAACUUCCUACAAUAAAGCUGAGUCAUUUCUCCGGAGGAAAAAGGCGCUCUUCCCAUAUUGACGGGAACGGGAAGAGCCGGGAGAUUUACCCAUAUAUGCACACAGAAAGGGCUUCAGUAUAUUUAUAUGCUUAAUUGACCAAACGCGAGGUCAAGAUCACCGGACUAAAGGAAAAGGGAAAAGAGACAGAAUAAUACGCCCUACGUGUUGUGUAGUCUAUAAGGAUUAAAGACUAAUAAACUAUUUUGUGAAAUGUCUGGAACGCUCCUCUCGAAUUAGGGUUGGGAUUCAGAUGGACUGUUAAAGGCCAUACGCCAAACAACAACUUUAUGUUUUGAUUUUUUUUUUUCGAAAACGUUUUGAUUCCAGAUUUUUUUCUAAACAAGGACGAUGAAGAAUCAUUUAUUAUAAAACCAUUUUUUUUUUCUCGUCCCCAAAAUUAGAAACGUAUUUGUCAGUGAAAAAGCCGGGUACCUUAUUCUUACAGGGACAUAUCAUCAAACGAGAUCAGUUUUUUACCAGAUGGGGCGUUCACAAAGCUAGGAUCUCUUAAAUAUUUGUAAGUGAAAUAAGGGCAUUAAAUCUUUUUAGACAAGUGUAUCGUAAUGUUUAGUUUAACAAAAUAUGUUUCUUCCAGAUUUUUACAAAACAACAACUUAUCUAGGAUAUCAAACGUGACUUUUUCGGGAAACAGAGAUCUUUUUUAUGUGUAAGUAUUAACCAUAGGAUAACUGUCAGUCAUCCUUCUACAUGUCAUCCAGAAUAAUGUAUCACUCAUCCAGACGUAAAAAUGAAAAUACCCUUUUAGUUAGAAGUGGAACCUUUGGGACACCUGUUUUAUUCAACGGACACCUCCAUUCAGGGGACACAAAAUUUGUCCCAGUAAAAUGUUCAAAUAACCAGGAGACAAUUUGAUGGGCUCCUGACAUAACUACUCCAUCUGUGACCUCUUUUGGAGGAACACCUUUAUUCAGGGGAAAGGGGCACUUCUCUUGGGUCCUGAAACCCUUGUUUAACUUCCAUUUAGGGGACAGUUUAGCACUGGGUUAACAAGUGUACACUAGUCACAGUGAUGACACCUUUCACGUCAGGAACUAUCUCACUUAAAUCGAUGUGCUGCACUCUCUGGAAUUCAACACACAAUAUCACAGAUUGACAGAUGACAGAUGAUGUUUUGUACUCUAUCUAACUUCUUGAAACAAUACAAAAAUGCAGCGGAAUAAAAAGAAAAAAUUAAUUUAUUGGUUAGUUCUUAACAAACCCCAGCCCAACCUCUUUUCAGGGGACACUUUUAUACAGGGGUCACCUGCCUUGGUCCCUAGGGUGUCCACUGGAUAGAGAUUCUACUCUAUCAAAAUUCAUACUUGGCUCCUAGGUUGAGGGGUAAAACAAAAGAAAAGAAUCUGUAAUCCCUCGAUCUCAACGCAAUUUCUUCCUUUUGUUUUAUUCCCAUCAGCGACUCGCAGCCAGUAUUCAUAAUUAACUCGAAACUGGCGUAUUAAUUUUAAAUGAUCCCUCUUACCUCAACUUAGAUUUUUGAGCGCCAACCGUUUGAAAAUGAUCCCAAGUGGAGCCAUGUUUCUUUAUAACUAUUUUAUCGGUGUGAUGUAAGUAUUGCAUUUGUCUUAGUUUUUAAGCCGCCGUUGUUUCGAUUACAGUUUUCUUACUGAACGAUGUUCAUGUAUGAUAAGCUGUAGUUAUUAUUCUACUGUAGUUGUAGGCUAAGCUUUCCAACAACUUAUUCAACUCGAAGCCCUUUACUAUCAUCACUUUACAAGAAACUAAACAGGGGCACCCAACAACCGAAUGCUUCCAAAUAAGCCAGAAUUGUAUCAGUAGGGUUUCGCUAUGCUUUAGAAGCCUGUUUGGUUAAUUUGGAGCUGCCCUAAAAACUAUUUACAUGUUCAGAUGUCUUAGGGGAAUUUAUAUCGUUUCGAACCUUUUUUUCUCACACCCCAAAUUGUUAGCAACGUAUCCUGAAAGUUCUUAUCGAAAGUUAAAGGAAAUGUCGUAGUCUUACUUUAAUAGACCUUUUUAGCUUGUAUGUUUUGUUUUACCAAUUCAAACCACGUGAUGCUCUUUAGGGAAUUUGCCUUUUGUCUUUUCAUUAAUUAUAUUACAUACAUACGCAUGUGGGUGAACGUGCAUAAGACGACAGUUGAACGAAACGGUUCUCUUGGGUACCAUCACGUGGUCUGUAAUCGGAAAACAAAACAUGCAAGACAAAAAGCUUUAUUAGAAAAUUCUAGGGGACGCUUUGCCUUUAAAAAAUGUGAAGAUCACACACACUCCGACAAUCGUGGGUAAGUUAGUAGAAAAAUCUGGAAUGGAACGGUUUCCAGAUAUGUUUAGCCGACCUUUAGAAAUUUGUGGGCAAUAUUUGCUCCUUCGAACAGUUAUUAUACAGAUAAAACGUCGUCGGCUUCCCUCCACUGCAACACAUUAACUAUGACGAAUAUAUUCACUCUGAAAACGGUUGUGCUUGUGAUUGAUGUCCUUGCUUAGCUUUAUCCGACGCAGAGUGACAACGGCAAAUCGUCUUGACUAUGGAGGAGGGCUUGCAACAUCUUAAUUUUGGCUUCAUUUAUUUUUCAAAAGUCUACCAAAAUACAGAUGAAACCAAGGGACUGUGAUGAAGAUACAAUCAUCAAGAAGACAAAAAUAUUUAUAUCCGAACAUGAAGUCCUCUGUAUUUAGUAAAUGGCUUAGUUUUUUAACGGUAGCUGCACCUUAAGACCUGUAUCUUUUACGUGUUGACCGUUCACGUUUUUCGUUUCCAUUUAUUUUAUUGUUUUUAGAAUGUUGUCUGAUAAUCCCUUAACAGCAAUUGAACCGAAGGCAAUUAGGAUUCCCGACAGUGGUUUGAGCUUGUACGUUUUAUUUAGACUUAAUAUUGGAGCAUAAGCACAGUUGACUCCAGAUAACUCGUACCCUCGAAACAAAGUCGCACUCGAAACAAAAUCGAUUUCCCCUGGAUUUUACCCUCGGUAACUCGAACCCUCGAUGUCACUCGAAGUAGCCUUUUCUCGCUUCAGAUCAUUUCUGUAUAAUAAAGUGCACUGAAGUCCCAAACAUUGAGGUUACUUCGAAACAAGGGUGUCAAUUCUUUGUCUUAAAAAAUUAAUUUGUCACUCUACUUCUAGUCUCAAUCUCAGUACAUUAAUAAAGCUUUGUUGCUUACCGGUAAUUUCUUUUUUUUUCAAAAUAGCAACCACUGAUUUGUAUCUCUUGCUGCCCUUAAAGUGAAAAGCGCAUCGGACUUUUUUCGAUAUCCCUAGGAGGUUCGAGUUAUCGGAAGUCGACCCGUGCUAGCUAAAAAAAUGCAUGUUUUUUUUUUGUUGUUUCGUUGGGUAGUUUGGUCCUUUUAAUUUAGAGAAAAUAAUAAUGCUUUUAUGGGUAUGUCAAAAACAUUUUAUUGUUUUGAAUUAACAGAAUUUUAAACGCAUAAAGUUAUAUCCUUUUAAUAAAAUUUUGGCCUUGGGUUUAUAUUUGAGAAAAAUAUUCUUAAAAUUUGGUAGAUUUCAGCCCCGAUAUAUGUUAUAAAAUGUAUUCUUAUAUAAAAAAAAAAGGGAAGUUAUACGUCGGCCUUGCAAAAACAUGGAAUUGUUUAGCGUUUAGAAAAUUUAUUAAUAUAUAAUACCCAAAACCUAGUUACAGGUUCAUUCCCAUUGCGUUUUAGCAAGUAAAUGUACUUUUUUUUGUCGGAAUAAUUUUGUUUUUUUUCUACCUCCGUAAAGGUCUUGUAUACACAUUCAAGUGAUGACAAGCUCAUUGUGUUUAAAACACAUUAUUAUUCAUUCAAAAUAUUUCCCCUAUUCUUAUUGGCUAAAAGCACACGUUUAAUUUACCAUAACAGUUACUGAUGACCAAAUUUGGAAGAAAUUUGACUUUAACGAGGAAAUGGCGUCAAAAAUGCAGCGUUCUCACAGGUUAAGGCACCGUUAACCGAGAAGACCUGGGGACGAGGUUGGGUUGUUUUGGUUGUGAACUUGAAAAAAUGGCGGUCAUUUCACUCGUUUCAAGAGUAAGAACUAGGCGAAAAAAUAGCUAAAAACAUUGCAAGAGCAGCAAGGAGACAACUCGAAGGGCGACAUCUGCUAUCUGGAGAAUAUUUGCGGAGCUGGAUUCGGCUUUCGUAUCAUAUGAAGAAUUAUGGAGAUCUCGGAGGGUGUUAUCCGCCUCGGCCUACGGCCUUGACGGACAACACCCUCCUCGAUCUCCAUAAUUCUUCAUAAGAUACUCCGCCUCAUUCAUUAACUGUUAAAUAACAGUUUUGUACGUUCGCAUUUAGAGAAGUGCUGAAUUUCUUCUGGUAUGUUCAACAAUGCGAGUUCGUAAAAAACUGCCUGUUUUUUCUACGUAUUCUGCUUUACAGGCAGGCUAGGGUAAUGUGCAGACCAUACGGAAAUUAAGGUCUUGACGUAAACGAUUGUUAGAAGAGCAAAAAGUUUAGAUUUUUGACAGAUAAUUGUGUUCUUACCUUGUGUUUUUAACUUAUCUUCUCGGAAAACGUUUGAUUGGAGAUUUGCCAAAACCGUUCCAGGUAAAGAGUGUCAGGCUUUGUUAGGUACAUACCUCUUUUUAGCCGGGUCGCGCUUGGCAAUGAAUCGAUGGAGAAAGAGGUCAUGAGUAACUUUCAAUACGGACCUAGAAAACGAGGCUAAAAAACCAAAAAGAUGCUUAUUAUAUAUGGCUUCCUGUAUGGGAGACCGGCAAUAAGAAGAAGACAAAGGAAUUGUUACUUAUUUGACAGCCCUCAGAAAGUGACAGUUCUAUUAGCUUAGACAAACAAUAGCGCAAUUCAAGGGCCCCUUGAAGUUGAAGUUCAACAGUGAAAUCAAAAUGUAAAUGCGCCGUGUUGAAAAAAGUACAAUUCUGUCAGAACUAAGAGCACUGCAAGUCCUAGCUCGACAAUUUGACGCUGGAGUGUAUGAAUAUUACGUUUGACUCGAAGUCGGUUCUACCAUUCGUUUGUUUCGCUUACUUCUCUAAAAGCAAAAUCUCUCCUUAUCCACCAGUCCAUACUACCCUUCUUAACUCUGUUUUGCAAUUUUUCACCUGUGAUAAAGUUUUCGAUUUCCUGACUAGAAUACUCUUUUUGGAUAAGAUUACGUUUCAGUGUUUUCAUUCACUUCGUUUUAAAAUAACCAGGUUAAAAUUUAGAAGGACGACAACUUCUAACUAUUAUAACUCUUGAUUCAUUUUAUUUUCGACUCAAACCGAUUUAUAGCUUAAAAACGAACAUUUGCUAUUGAAAUUUUGCUCCGCACGGUAAGUUAAGAAUCGCAAAUUGUCACUUUCUUGUUAAUGUAUCAAAUGAGUAAAAAUAGGUAGCUUUUUAAAAGAAUAUAUUUUGUCCAUUUUAAACAACACUUUGUAAUAACAUUGUUAGAAAAAUUAGCAUAUAUUGAAAGAGCAAAUAAUUUUAUCUUAUUUCCUUGCAGAUAUUUGCUGCGAACUAAUCUAAAGACAUUGAAUCCUGAGUCUAUCGUUGGCUAUCCAGCACCGGGAUCAGACAGUAGCAGCGGAUUUGGCAGCUUUUUUUCCACAGUGUAACCUAUAUAAACUGUGAUUUACAGAAAUAAUAACCUUCAAACUAUCCUGGCUCCAGAGGUCCCUUGUUGAAAUACUCAGGAUGAAGUAAACCGUGCUUAGGGUUUGGUAGUUAGGAUUAAUUUAGGUUUCUGAGAAACUGCCCACCGGCCCCUCCCCUGAGCCAUCAUUUUGCCCUAAGUGAGAAGUAAGGGUUAAUGUUAGCUUGGGGGCAGAGGGGGGGGUUGGGCAGUUUCCUAGAACCUAAAUUGAUCGGAUGGUUUGAGGUCUUGAAGAAAAAAUAACCUCUGGAAUCCAGGGUAUCUUCAAAUAGGAAACAAAAGUAUACGUUAACGCUGACGAGAUUAUGCGGAGAUUAUCAGUCAGUUUUUGAGAACAGAAAAUUACAAUGUCAGGAUAACUGUGUAGGCAUACUUUCAUAAGAAAUUUAUUCCGUAAAUGGCCUUGCACGUUCUAUGUGUGCCAUACAUUGUUUGAUAUGUGUAUGCUGAUUUUUGUUUUUGAACAAUAACACAUUUAAUGAAACUGAAUGAGAUACCUGUUAAAUUCGUUCAAAGCUAUAGAAAUGUUUUGUCUUUGGAACAAAGCACCUUACAACUUCCUCAAAUCUGCUAUCUCACGAAUUAGGACUUGCUUUUAAUUCACGCUUGAGAAAUGAAAUUUUAGGAUGCUAAGAGAUUUUAAUUUACUUUUUACACGUAACAUGUUCCUUGUUAUUGUCGUCGUCGUUGUUUUUUUUUUUUCACAGGGUGAUGGAGGAUAGGAGGCUAAGGACAAUUAAAUAUUAUUACCAUGGAAACGCGCCUGGUUUUGUAAUAUAUCUGUCAGUACAACAAUUAAGGCUUUAUUUGCAUGCCGGGAUUUUUGCCCAAAAUCCUUAAGAAAAGUGCUAUUAUUUCUACAGAUUUAAGUUUUAUCCCCACGUUUUGGCCGGGGGGCUGUUUUCUUUUCUUUCCAUCUAAGGUCCACUUGUUUCACUUCCGAAAUGAUUUUAACGCCAUAAACCAUGAAACUAGGAACGGAAACUUUUACAAGAAAUUUUUAAGGUGAAAUUUUCAGUUAAAAAGCCUUCAUCUUUUACGCCUAGCCCCUUUGAGACCCUUUUGUUUACCUUGAUCACAGGCUACCCAGUGCAAAAAACGGAACAGUUGGUAGUAAUAUGUAACAAACCACAACUUAACGACAAUUCAAGGAAAUAAAACAAACCCUGUGCAAACCAGCAGAGUAUGACCUAUUCUUUAACGUAAUUUACCGUUCGACCAAACUCUUUUUGUGAGAAUGUUUUUUUUUCUAAUUGCAUGAGGAUAAAAUCAUUUUCAUAUCAAAGGCUACGCCCUUAGCUUGGUUUCAAAACAGGGGGUUUGAAAAAACUAAGAAACGGCCGAUUAAAUAUAAAGUUAAUUUCUUUCCGUUUAGAUAUCCCCACGAGUCUAAAUCACAAUCGGUUGUGGUGUACUACAGGAGGGUCUCAAUGGGGUGGUGGCUUUUACGGUUAUCGGCUAAAAUUUUGGCUCUUUUACGGCUAUCGGCUAAUUUUUUUCAGUUACGCUUAACAAAAAAGUUGAAAAUUAAUUUCUUUUGUUUCUAAGAGUUAAAUAUUAAUUAACCUGUAUUUUUUGUAACUUUAAGGCAAAAUAAAGGUCUUCGGAUCAUCUCGGGAUAAAGUAAGCUGUUCGUUUGAAAAAUCUUAACAUUUGAUAGAUCAUACUUUUUAUAAAGUAUUCCACUUCUAAUAUUAUUUUACCCACAGAAAUAUCCAUAUUCAAUUUAAAAAUAAUCUUUAAUUUGUGAAAAAUCAAAAGAAGACACGCGAACGCCCAACUCAAGGCCGGGGCGCGACAUUAAUUAUAACAGAAAUGGCCGUUUUCACACUAGAGACGGAUUAUUCGUGUGAGACAGGUUAUCCGUUUAUAUUGAUGAUUCGUGUCGAUAGGUAAUACGUUUUAAUUUGAAAAUAGAAUAGCUCUAAUUUUGAAUGAACAAUCCGCCUGACGUUAUCCAUCAAUUUUGACGGACAGUUUGAAGAUGGAUUAUCCGUUUCAGAUAGCCUGUGUAGAGCCGCCCCCUCCCCUCAGAAAAAAUCGGAGAAGGGGUGUCUGUGGGGAAGGGGGCGAGUGUACACAGGCUAGUCUCAGAUGGAUAAUCCAUUUCUAGCUCUUUUGUGAAAACGGCCAACAACAAAAUUCCUGUGUCCAGUGUUUAUAAUGAUAGCGAAGGACCCUACGGAACGACUGUCUGCCGUUGCCUUGUCCUUAGGCCUCAGUCCGCGAGGCUAAUGCUUUUCGGGUCACGUGGUCCGAGCGAGUUCGCCACCGAAAUGCCUUGACCGAGAUUGCGUGGGAAGGCGCUGUACAGGGACUAGGCAUGGCAAUGUCUACCAUAGCGUCAGAGAAAAACAGGGAAUUGUUGUUUAUCGGCUAUAUUUUACAAACAGUGACAUCUCUGCGUGUUGUUUUACUGGUGUUUCGAGGGUACGACCUCCUGAAAAUCGCAAAUAUUAAUCCCCAGCAAGCAGCCACACUUUCGCUAUGGAAAAAAUUAGUUCCCCGAAAGAGCGGUGGAAAUGAAGCUUAGGUCCUGGUCAACACCUUGAAGGCACUUCGAUCGCCUGACGUGCGUACGGAGUCUGGCAGUAGCCGGGAAAUAAGUGAGUUUAGCAUCUUCCUUAAAAUUAACAAAUCUCGGGAACAAUUUCUUUUACGGUUAACUCUUUUUUACCCUUUUUACGGCUAACGGUUAAAAUUUUUUAAUUUUUACGGCUAUCGACUAAAUUUUUGGCUGUUUUACGCCAAUCGGUUAACCCCAUUGAGACCCUCCUACAGUAACAGGGAACCAGCCAGAAGCCUAAUUUCUGCUCUUUCGGCCUCGGGAUUCAGACAGGUUUCUGGCGAUCAACCGAGCAAUCUCCGACCGUUCUUUUUAUCAUACCACCUGCCAUGUCCUGUUGGCACAUUCUCCAACAUAACUUCUCAAGGAGCCGAAGGAAGCAUACCCUGCCCCCCAGGUAACAGAGGUUCCCAUUCAUACUUGACAUUCCUGUCCUGUCACCGUAGUCAUCUCGUUGUAGUAUAAUGUUCAAUUAAACCCUAGUUCGGUAUUCACUACACAAAGGGGCGGAUCUAGGAUUUUUUAAUGGAGAGUGGCUGAUACCAAUCGGUCACCAAGUUACACGUUAAUUUUUCUUAAGUUGUCCUACGUUUGUCCCAAAACAUGGCGAUUUAGAAAGGACAAAUUGUUGACUGUAACACUGCAAACUCUUGAAAAGCAACAAAAUAGAAAAAAUAGAAGCUCAUACAAAUACCUCACUAACCUAGUCGGCCAAAGGUGAAGACGCCGUCAUUCGUCCAGGGUGCAGCGUCACAAAUUUCUCACAAACUACACUUCUGUCGAUGGUUCUGCAUUUACAUAACAUAACAUAAAAAUUUAUUUAUACUAGAAUUUUAGAGUAGCUAACAAGCUAAUAUCUUCGAGCUACGUGCAAUGGCCAUGCAUUUGCAUGCAUGGCCAUUGCACGUAUUUAUAUUUUUUGGACCAUCGUAUUUCCGUUUGUUUUUCCGUGUAUUAUUAUUUUUUUAGGUGGGAAUUUUCUCCUAGGGGAAGGGGAAGGGCUGUCAUUUCCCCGAUCUUUUUAAGUACACGGUACAAUACGCUCUUCUCACGUAUGGUAAUAUGCCCGUCUAACCUCGUUUUUGAGUAAAACGUCCUUUGAAAUGCUAAUCAGACGACGUUUUCGUAUUUGAAUUUCAAAAGAAUUUUUACCCGUAAACGAGGUUAGACGGGCAUAUUACCAUAAGUGAGAAGAGCGCAUUUGGUUGUCACGUUCUUUGCUUGUUUUGUUUGUUUAUUUGUUUCUUUGAUUCUCACUUUGUUUGUGUGUACUAUUUGUUACGUUGCUUGCGUAUGUCGGCAUUUAUUUAAUUAGCUCUUUGGAAUAUGUAUAUAAUUUAAGCGCUAUAUAAAUAAUAAUUCUUUAUUUUUAAAUCUUUAUGUACCAAUAUUGUACAUAUGAAACUUGUUUUUGUCCUUUGCUUUCAAGAGUCUUCGAUAUCUUUGAGGUAAACUAUCUGAACUGGUAAUCAGAAAGUCCUACGUUCGACUACUGUUGUGCGGUGGUCACUCGUCUCUUUGGUUUUGAAACAAGAGCGAUCAAGAAACCAAAACCUCAACAACAUAUUUCAAGUGCCAACAUAAAGUUUUAAAGAUUUAUGGAAAAAUAUUAAGUUUCACAGUAAAACACUCCAAGGCAAAUUAAUAUUAUACGAAGGUGGCUUUUCAAAGGGGAUUCAAUAUGAUGACAAGGCCGAAAAAUUUGUUAAGAAAGAAUAAGUCAAGGCAACAUUUUUAAACACUAAUAUGACCGACCUAGAACUUUCCCACCAUUUAAUGUCUCAACAUAUACAUAAGAUUUUUUAUAUGAUACAUAUGUUUUUCUGAUACACAUGUUUUUAUUUAGGUGGGUUUUACUCCGAUGAUAUUGGAUAUGUGGGGAUAAGCUGUAAAAAAUGCCCCAACGGUUCUUUUGUUGCCUUGAAUAAAGCACCAGGAAAACUAGUUCAAGAUUGCAAGACUUGUCCUCUUGGUAAAUAGCUACAAUAAGUAUACUUUUGUUAUGUUUCUAGUGCUUGGUUGUUUGGUGGCUAUUAUUUUAUAUGAAUUUUGUGCAGCUUACAGUCUGACAAUUUUUAUCCAUGAAUAGGCCAUUUCCCAGAUCCAAAAACUCUCACUUUCACAACGAGGCUAAGAACAAAACCUUUCUUGUGAAAAUGAGUUUCAUUUGCAUCAAUGGCUUUGUAAUUAGCCUCACUUUGAAACAGAGGCUUGAGGCAACUCUGAAGUGGCGUAUUGUUCUGUUGCUUAUUUCAACAGGAACAAACAGUGACGCCCAUGCGGGAUUGCGUGCUUGUGAAUGUCUGGAGGGAUAUUAUCGGACUCACAUGUUUGAACUGUGUCGAAAAUGCGAAGAUGGACUAAAAUGCGAGAAUGGAUAUGCUACUUUGAAACCUGGCUAUUGGUGGAAAUGGAGAAAUAACAGCCUUAAAGAUCGGUACCGAGUUUUCAUAGCCAAUCUCUUAUCAUCUUCGCCAUCAUUUGAUAAAGAGGACGUGCAAUAUCCGUAUCCUCUACCAACUCCGCAUAAGUGUCCAGGAGGAAAGUCAUGCAAAGGUGGCAUGGAUUCCUCUUGCAAGGAUGGCUACAAAGGUCCCCUUUGCAGCGUGUGUUCAAAAGGAUAUUUUAAACAAUUUCAACGAUGCAGGAAAUGCCCAACAAAGACGUGGAUUGUCGCUCAAAUGUUAAUAGUUGCCACAGUUGUUUUGAUAAUUAUUGCAGUUUGUGUGUGGACAAAUAAGAUGAAGAAUAAGAAAGGAGGGGAGAGCUCUUUAGCAGACUCUUUCUUGUCCAAAAUCAAGAUCGCAAUUGGAUUUUAUCAGGUGACGUAUGGUUUGCUUGAGGCCUUCUCAUACAUCGAAUGGCCAGAGUCUUUACAAGCGAUCGGCAAGUAUUCAAAAGUACUCCAGCUAAACAUACUUGAGAUGGCUCCAAUUAACUGCUUUUUCGAGAGUCUACAAGUGGAUGCUUUUGCCAACUUACUUUCAAUAAUCGCAAUUAAUUCUGCCAUCAUCAUCUGUGCAGGCAUAUGUUACGGAAUAAGAAGAGCUGUUAUCUCAAGGAAAGAAGAUAUGGAUAUCGAGCAAAAGUUAAAGGAAGUGUCACAAGCUAAAGAAACCACGUACAGAAAUCUGUUCUUUUUCCUGUACAUCACCUACCUUAGCACGUGUUCUAAGACAGUAACUGCUUUGCCCCUUGCAUGCCGGGAACUUUGUCAACACGAAAACGAGGACUCUUGCACGAAGUACCUGAAAGUCGAUUACAGCAUACAAUGUCAUGGGCCUUCGUUCAAUAAAUUGGUUAUCGUGUCAUAUUUCUCCUUAGCUUACGUUGUUACUCUUCCUUUCGCCACAUUUAUUGUUCUUUGGAGAAAGCGAACUGUAAUACUUGACGAAAAGCCUAAUGGUCUAGACCCAAGAACUGAAAUAAUCAAGGGCUUGCAAUUCCUUUACGAAAAUUACAAAGCUCGUUCAUGGUACUGGGAACUAAUAGAGACGUCUCGUAAAGUAAUCGUCACAUCUGGUUUGAUACUCGUGGGGCAGGACAGCAGAUCAUAUAUUGGUUUAGCAUGGGUCAUUGCUGGCAUAUAUGGAGUGUACUUUGCCUGGAAUCGUCCGAUACAAGACGCCUUUGAAAAUCGACUGAUGGGCGCAUCCAUUGCUGUUACAGUUUUCAAUUUGGGUGUUGGGGCCGUCAGUAAAAUUCCUGCAGAGAACUUACCUACAGCAGCCGACGUUUACAUGGACAUGGUCGUAUUCAACAUAUUAGUUCUUGGAGCAAACACGCUGGUCAUCGGAUUACUGGCC
Molecule: messenger RNA, 38844 nt
Organism: Porites lobata
Lineage: Eukaryota; Metazoa; Cnidaria; Anthozoa; Scleractinia; Poritidae
Source: the annotation of a GenBank genome assembly